Molecule: messenger RNA, 1185 nt
Organism: Penicillium psychrosexuale
Lineage: Eukaryota; Fungi; Ascomycota; Eurotiomycetes; Eurotiales; Aspergillaceae
Exons: 7
Coding region: 1-1185 (394 amino acids)
Molecular function (GO): carbon-sulfur lyase activity
Source: RefSeq, a predicted model, not a curated record
AUGUCUUACCACGGCCAUUGCAAUUGCGAGAGCAUUCGCGUCACUCUUCCCGUGCAACCCGAGACCUCAGCCGUUUGCCACUGCAAUAAUUGCAAGCAAGCAGGUGGUGGUCGUAAGUACAUUCGUCGAGGCAGCUGUGGAGUGUACAUUUUGCUUACAACUAUCUUAGCAUUCUCUGUCAACUACAUUGUCAAUGAAGAUGACUUGACCGUUGAGGAUCCCAAUGGGGCUUUGAAGAUCUACGAGGACAAGAACUCCGAUAGUGGCAAUGUUGUGAAGCGUCAUUUCUGUUCCAGCUGCGGCAGCCCAGUGUUCACCAAAACCCCCAAAGCCCCUGGAGUAGUCUUCCUCAAGGGCCCCUUGUUUGACAUUGUCUCCACUCCUGCACUUGAGGUAUUUACCAAUAAGCAGUACGACUGGCCAUGCUGCUCUCUCCGGGCUAAAACCACCUAUAAUAAUAUGACAGGAGUCCCUGCUCAAACGUCCGGUCCUAGGCGACCGUCAGGUGCCAUUUUGCGGAACACCCGACCGCGCGUCAACGAUAACAACCCGGAUCCCCGCGAAGCGCUCGAGCUCCAGCGGAUCCAGACACGCGAGGACAACGAGCUGGACUACUCGACGCCGUCUGCUUCAUCCGGCGAUGAAUAUCACGUUGUGACGCGUCGCACCACGGCACGCGCUCUCGCGUCACGUGCCGAUGCCGAGCGUCGCCGGCAAGCUCGAAAGGGGGCUUGGGGCAAGCUCACUCGGUUUUGGACGCAUAAUGUUACUCUAACGGUGGCGCAUAAGAGUAGUCGGGAUUAUUUCGCCUUGGAGAGAACAUUCCUCGCGUAUCUGCGGACCUCCCUCGCCGUUGCCCAGCAAGGAGUGCUUAUUGCCCAGUUGUUCCGUCUGCAGGCGGCGGAGGAGUUGGCGGACCGUCUUGGGUUUGGUCAGGUCGGUACACCCCUGUCGGUCGCGUGUCACUGUGUGGCUAUUAUCGUGGCUUUGGUUGGGGCGUAUCGAUUUUGGAGGCAGCAGAAUGCUAUUGCUAGCGGUAGGGUCUAUGCUGGAGGCUGGGACAUGAAUUUUGUGGGGGUAUUACUGGGUUGUAUCACUAUAACGGUGUUGGUUGUUUCCGUUGCUAUUAUAGUCGAGGUCGACGUUCACCCGUCUAUAUUUGUUCGACGAAUAUUAGCCAGCUGA